Molecule: messenger RNA, 601 nt
Organism: Parasteatoda tepidariorum (common house spider)
Lineage: Eukaryota; Metazoa; Arthropoda; Arachnida; Araneae; Theridiidae
Source: RefSeq, a predicted model, not a curated record
GACUUCGCCAAAAAAAAAACUUUUUUUCUCCCAAUCACAAACAAACCAGCAACCCUAAAGACAUUCAACAGUCAUACGGCGAUAAGUAACUUUGCUCACUACGGCGAUUUUUCUUUUACGCCGCGAAGGGCCAGUUUGGAAGUGUGGUCCGAACUUGGAAGAUGGCGACCAUUAGUAUAAUGAAAAUCACUCUUUUUCGGUCGGGGUUAAUUUUGUGGGCGUUGUCCUUGCUACCUUAUUCCCGCUGUCAACAAAAAGAACUGAUAUUUACAGAUCUGCAUAGCCCCAGAGACACUCAAAGUCGAUGUUAUGACGAAUUCCGUCGACCCCAGCGUUGCAUUCCUGAAUUUGUGAAUGCUGCCUUCAAUGUGCGGGUGGAAGCGACAAACACGUGCGGGACGAGGGGCCCUACGGAGUACUGUCUUCAGACAGGGGUAACUGGGGCGCAAAAGUCAUGUGAGAUCUGCGAUGCAUCCUUCCCCCAGUUAGCGCAUCCUCCGGAUUAUUUGACAGAUUUUAAUAAUAAUGAUAACCAAACGUGGUGGCAGAGUGAAACUAUGUACGAAGGAAUACAAUACCCUAAUCGGGUGAAUCUUACCCU